UUCUGUCUUUAUUUUAGCCCCGCAGAAGUCUUUGGGCGAGGAGGUGAAUGAGCUGACCUCCAGUCGCCUGUUAAAGCUGGAGAAAGAAAAUCAAGCUCUGCUGAAGAAGGUGGAGGAACUCAAAGGGACAGCCAGUCAGGACGACACAGCUAAACUGACCAAAGCCAAUCAAGAAAACCAGAAACUUAACCAGAAAUUGGAGCGACUGGAGAAUGAACUAAUGGUGGAUAGGGAGUCGCUCCGUAGUGCCGAGUCACUGAGUACGGACCUGAUGAAGGAAAAGGCUUUGUUGGAGAAGACUCUGGAGACACUCAGGGAAAACUCCGAGAGACAGACGAAGGGUCUAGAGCAGGAGAACAAGCACCUGAGCCAAACCAUUUCCUCGCUGCGUCAACGCUGCCAGGUUGGAGCUGAGGCCCGCGUGAAAGACGUGGAGAAGGAGAACAGAGUUCUUCACGAGUCGAUCUGCGAGACGACGGGCAAACUGAAUAAGCUCGAAUUUGAAAGGAAGCAGCUACGAAAGGAGCUUGAAUUGAUGAAGGAAAAAGGUGAGAGAGCAGAAGAGUUGGAGAUUCGGCUGCAGAAGCUGGAAAGGGAAAAUGAAAGCCUGCAGAAGAAAGUUGCCACUCUUGGAAUUACCUGCGAGAAGGUUUCUUCUUUGGAGAAGGAGAACUCUGAGUUGGAGGUGGAGGGCCGCCGUCUAAAGAAGAAACUGGACGCUCUAAAAAAUAUGGCUUUCCAGUUAGAGGCGCUGGAGAAGGAAAACGGCCAGCUCGAACAGGAGAACCUGGAGCUCCGGCGCUCAACCGAGACGCUCCGGUCAGCGGGGGCAAAGGCCGCUCAGCUGGAAGCCGAGAACAGGGAGCUGGAGAGCGAGAGGACCCAGCUGAAGCGCAGCUUGGAACUGCUUAAAGCCUCGUCUAAGAAAACAGAAAGAUUAGAGGUGAGCUACCAGGGUCUGGACACGGAGAACCAGCGGCUUCAGAAGGCUUUGGAGAACAGCAGCAAGAAGAUCCAGCAGCUGGAGGCAGAAUUGCAAGAGGUGGAAACGGAGAACCAAACCCUUCAGCGUAACCUGGAGGAACUGAAGAUCUCGAGUAAACGGCUGGAGCAGCUGGAGCAGGAGAACAAAACUCUGGAACUGGAAAGCUCCCAGCUGGAGAAAGAUAAGAAGCUUCUGGAGAAGGAGAACAAGCGACUGAGGCAGCAGGCCGAGAUCCGCGACUCCAAGCUGGAUGACGGCAACCAGCGGAUCGCCGCCCUGGAGAAGGAGAACCGCACCAUGGGCAAGGAGAUGAUCUUCUUCAGGGACUCGUGUACGAGAGUCAAGGACCUGGAGAAAGAGAACAAAGAGCUGGUCAAACAGGGCAGUAUAGAUAAGAAGACACUGAUGACACUAAGAGAGGAGCUUGUGAGUGAGAAACUGCGGACGCAGCAGAUGAAUAAUGACCUUGAGAAACUUACUCAUGAAUUGGAGAAAAUUGGACUGAACAAAGAGAGACUCCUGCACGAUGAGAGCUCCGAUGACAGGUUUAAGCUGCUUGAAACCAAACUGGAGUCAACUCUGAAAUCAUCUUUGGAGAUCAAAGAGGAGAAAAUCGCUGCUUUAGAGGCGCGAUUACAGGAAUCCUCCAACCUCAACCAGCAACUUCGGCAGGAGCUAAAAACGGUAAAGAAGAACUAUGAGGCGCUUCGCCAGAGAGAGGAGGAGGAAAGGAUGGUGCACAGCUCUCCCCCGAAAGGAGGGGAAAACUCCCAGACCGUCAAUAAAUGGGAAAAGGAGAGCCAUGAAGCCACCAGGGAGCUGCUGAAAGUCAAAGACAGACUAAUUGAAGUGGAGAGAAAUAAUGCUACACUGCAGGCUGAGAAGGUGGCUCUGAGAAGCCAACUCAAACAACUGGAAACUCAGAGCUCCAACCUGCAGGCACAGAUUGUAGCGGUGCAGAGGCAGACCGCCUCCUUACAGGAGAACAACACCACUCUGCAGACGCAGAAUGCCAAACUGCAGGUGGAGAACUCCACCCUGAGCUCUCAAAGUGCGGCCCUCAUGGCCCAGAACGCCCAGCUGCAGAGCCAGCAGAGCAGCGUGGAGGGAGAGCGGGAGGGAGCGCUGAGAGAGAAGGAGGAGCUGAGGGCGGCCUACGAGCUGCUGCUCCGGGAUCACGAGAAGCUGGCGGCGCUCCACGAGCGGCAGGCGGCCGAGUACGAAGCUCUGAUUGGGAAACACGGCGGCCUGAAGACCUCCCAUAAGAGCCUGGAGCAACAGCACAGAGACUUGGAGGACAAGUACAAGCAGCUCCUGCAGAGAAAGGGAGAGCUGGAGGAGUUGGAGAAAAACCUGAAGGAGCAGCAGGACAAGAUGACUCAGGAGAAUCAGAGCCACCAAGCCACAGCUGACCAGUGCAAACUGCUCAAAGAGGAAAACGACAGGCUGAACACCGCCUAUCACCAACUGAUGAAGGACAACGAGAGUCUGCAGGUGGACCAUAAGAACAUAAAGAGCCAGCUGAACAGUGCAAAGCUGGAGCAGACCAAGCUAGAAGCCGAGUUCUCCAAACUCAAGGAGCAAUACCAGCAGCUGGACAUCACCUCCACUAAACUCACCAACCAGUGUGAGCUGUUGAGCCAGCUGAAAGGCAACUUGGAGGAGGAGAACCGUCACCUGUUGGACCAGAUCCAGACCCUGAUGCUGCAGAACCGCACACUUCUGGAGCAGACGAUGGAGAGCAAGGACCUGUUCCAUGUAGAGCAAAGACAAUACAUAGACAAGCUAAACGAGUUGAGGAGACAGAAGGAAAAACUUGAGGAGAAAAUAAUGGACCAGUACAAAUUCUUUGAUCCUUCGCCUCCACGCAGGCGUGGCAACUGGAUCACUCUGAAGAUGAAGAAGUUGAUGAAGCCGAAGAGCCGGGAGCGGAUGCGCUCUCUCACGCUGACCCCCUCUCGUUCGGAGCUGGGGGAAAGUGUUUUCACUUUUGUUCCAGACGGCCAGGACAGCUCCUCCAUCGGCUCUGGGUCCAACUCGCUGGAUGACACGCUCACACAAAAGAGGAGCAUAAGAAGGAGAGGGCAGCAUUCCCAUGCCCAAAGUCAGGGUUCGUCCAAUGCUAUAAAGAGGUUGCCUUUCAUAAGGAACAGAUCCAAGGACAAAGACAAAGACAAGGCCAUCUACCGACGCUCGAUGUCUAUGAACGACUUGCUGCAGACGAUGGCGGUGGCCGGUGUUUCCGGGUCACAGUGGGCGGGCAGCACGGAGAAUCUUGACGGACCUGAAGCAGGAGACGGCGGCAUGACGGGCAGCAGCAGGCGCAGCGGACAGCGCAUGAAGGAGCUGGCCCUGUCCACUAACGCCAUCGACUGCGCUGCACUAACACUGCCGUCUGCGAGGCGGGCUAAGCUCCAGCUUCAGGUCAAAGACAAUGCCUCAUGUGAGGAUGUUGCUGGUUCCUUAGAUGACCCGAAGAGUCAAGGCCGGCAGGGGUCUAGCAGUGCUCUUGCUUUGUGUCGUCCUGUUGAGCUGAAGGCUAUGUGCAGAGUUCCCUGUAGCAUCUGUACCUCCAGACCCUCCAGCCUUCAUAGCAACAGGACAAGUAGCAAUAGUAACAAUAACUCUCACCUCACCUCUCCUCUGGAGGGCAAAGGCGCGCUGAAUGGCAGUCUUAGCAGGCCUCAGAGUGAGAGCAGCGGGGAGUUCAGCUUGAGCCUGGACCAGGAGGUGUGGUCCAGCAGCGGCAGCAGCCCCGUCCAGCAGCCCGCCUCCUUGCGCUCCUCCCACCAGAGCCCCCUGCAGCUGCGCAGGUCCCUGGAGCCGUCCGGCACCGCCGCCGUCUCCGCUCAGGCACAGACCAGGAAGACGGGAUCCUCCAGCGAGGUUCUGUCCCUGCAGCAGUUCCUAGAUGAGGGUAUUGAUCCUGCAGAGUCUGGCAGUCAGGAGAACCUCACGGUGGAUUCCCCUCGCCUCUCCGCGUUUUCUGAGCACGCUCUGAAAGAUCGCGCCUCCACCAAGGCGCGGGGCAUUUUACGCUCCAGCAGUGGGAGAGCGGCGCCGACCAGUGCCGACCGGGCUCUGAAGUCCUCGGGACAGCCCGGCCGGCCGAGCCUGCGGAAAGCCGAGAGCACGCGUGUCAGAGGCUCCGCCCCUCUCCGCCCCACCCUGUCCUCCCAGGGGAAAGCCACGUCCGUCUCCGAGCGCCUGGACUCCGCCGCCUCCUCCUCCACGCUGCCCCGGGCCAGCAGCGUCAUCUCGACAGCCGAAGGUACCACAAGGCGCACCAGCAUCCAUGACCUACUGUCCAAAGACCACCGGCAGCCCGUGUCUGUUGACGCCUCUCCUCACGCCCCCUCCCCAAAGGCUGGAGUACGCUCGCAGCCGACACCCAGUGAGUACCACCCCAACAUCGCCUCCCCCAUGCCCAAAUCAGUCAGCCUACCCUGCCACAGCUCAGAGGACCCCGACCUCGACAGCCUCGAGUCUUUCCUCGGCCCCUCCUUCACCGCAGAGUCGGUGUUCAUGGACUCCAUCUUUAGCGAGUCAGCAGAAAAUCUCCCCUUCCUGUCUCUGAACCCCACCCUAGUCAGCAACAUCAGCGGGCCCCCGGCCCAGCCUCGCCCCGGGCCGAACCAGAGCCCCCACAGUCAGUCCAAUGGCCCGAUGAGGUCCAGCUCAGCCCGCCUGACGGCGUACGAUGAUGGUAUUGGUCCAAGUAGCGUUGCUGAGUCAGAGCAGACUCUGAGCCCAGAGGAGAGCCAGUCUCUGUGGUACGAGUACGGCUGUGUGUGAGUCACCCGAAGGUUUCUCACCAGACGAUCAGAACUUCUUCUAGAGCUGGAGAACGAAAUCAUUGGAUGAACUAAUCUUCCUUUCCUGCAUGUCAGAGCACAAUUUUUUUUAUUAUUAUUAUUAUUUGGUGCAUUAAGGUCAUUUUCUGUUUGUCAUGGUGCUGAAUGCUUUACCUUUUCUUUUUUUUUUUCUUACUUGGGUGGGACUUUGAACUCUCCUCCGUCCAAAAAGCCGUUAUCGUGUUUGCUCAUCAAAGUGGUUAAAAAUGGUUUUGCUCUUUAUUUUUAUUUUUACAUGGCCAUCACACAAGGCCUGUUCGUUUCUCAAAGAUCCGUUAAAGCCAGCAGAACCUUUUGCUGUCCCAAGUAACUGUCCCUGUGACACUGAAGCAGCUUUGUCAUGAUGGACUCGCCUCCCACUUUGUGGUGUGAUUUACUACCAGAGUGUUUUCCACGGUUUGCGUUGUUCACUAAACUGCAUGGCUUUGUUCUGUCAGCCUGAGUUAAAACAGCAAUUUUGAUAGUGGGAAUCAAAAUGGAUUUUAAAUUUAAUUUUUUUGUUGACGUGUGCACUGUUUUUGUGCAUUUAAUGUUUUUUUUUUCUUUCUUUUUUCAAUUUCAUGUGUACAUAUAUCUGAACUGGAGGCUUUACUGGAUUGGUGGUGGGUUGUGGCGUUUGUGGGCUCCAACUAAUCUCUGGGGCUGGUGACAAAAUGAUGCAUCUUCUUUCUCAAAAUGAUCUCUGGGUGUCAUUAAAGGGACAAGUGAAAGUUGACGGCGAAGGGACCGGAUCGUAGCAUUACCUUGGUGAAAUUUACCUUUUAGAUUUCGACUGAGUAUGGCAGCUGUUAAAUGCAAGGUGGAAAAUGAAGGUUAACGAGUUUUUGAUUAUUUUGUCAAUGAAGCAUGCAUCAUUUCAUUUUUGAUUUUUAUCCUUUUUCCUUUUAUUGCUCUUAAUGCACCACACUCUAGAAAGGGUCAUGUUAGUGCUCUAGACUCGGCCACAUUUUGUACAAAGUUAGUAAUUUAUAUAAUCAAAAGAUAAACAUCGCUCAUCGUGCCAAACUUAUUUGCAUUUAGAGUUUUUAUUUAUUUCUGCUUUUGUAGGUGCUAUUUUACUCUUAAAUAUAUUUAUCU
Messenger RNA from Poecilia latipinna (sailfin molly), 5916 nucleotides. RefSeq names its product girdin-like. The record is from RefSeq and is a predicted model, not a curated record. Gene Ontology annotation, cellular component: centrosome; cytoplasm. The transcript has 25 exons. The annotation marks the transcript as partial. Gene Ontology annotation, biological process: cytoplasmic microtubule organization; cytoskeleton-dependent intracellular transport. Gene Ontology annotation, molecular function: microtubule binding; dynein light intermediate chain binding. NCBI's taxonomy places the organism in Eukaryota, Metazoa, Chordata, Actinopteri, Cyprinodontiformes, Poeciliidae.